AUGGGGAAGAAAAAGAAAUGUGCAUUAGCGGUCAUCAUGGAAGAUGCUGGAAUAGAAAUUGAUGGACAAGUCGAAAGUGACACAGAGAGUGAAGAAGAUGAAGCAAAGGAAAAGACACCUAAGAGAAAGCCCCGAAGAGAAGCUGUCAGGCCAAAUAGACUUAAAAGGGAAAAGCAACAGAAGGACAAAGAAGAAGAUGAGAGCAAAGAGGAAGACAAUGGUCCUAGACAAAAUAGAGCCUCUAAGAGAAAAAAACACCAAAGAAAAAACAGUGAUGGAAAAAAGACAGAAGAGGGAGUAAGCCACAAGAGAGAGAGAGAUAAAAAGGCUCCUAACAAAGAGCAAAAGGAUUCAGAGAAUAAAGAAAAGAAAACAAACAAAGAGAAAGGAAAAGAGAGGGAGAACAAAGAGAAGAAAGAGAGGAAAAACAGUACUCCUUCCACUACUUCCAGCUCAUCCGAUGAGGAAUCGCUGUCAGAGGAAGAGCUUGCGAUGCUGAUGGAACAGGUGGAGCAAAAGAAAAAACUAAUUUCUACCAUGAGGAACAAGCCCUGGCGAAUGGUGAAGAAACUCUCCAUGCUCAGGGAGGCACAAGCUUUUGUAGAGAAGUUUGAAGGAGCCUUGGGAAAAGGAAAGGGCAAAAAGCUGUACGCAUAUAAGAUCAUGAUGGCAAAGAAAUGGGUGAAAUUUAAGAGAGACUUUGCUAAUUUUAAAACACAGUGCAUUCCCUGGGAGAUGAAGAUAAAAGAAGUGGAGAGUCACUUUGGAUCCUCAGUUGCUUCCUACUUCAUAUUUCUGCGAUGGAUGUACGGAGUAAAUCUUGUCCUUUUUGGUUUAAUAUUUGGACUGGUUAUAAUUCCAGAGGUCCUGAUGGGAAUGCCAUAUGGGAGCAUGCCGAGGAAAACUGUACCCCGGGCUGAACAAGCAACGGCUAUGGAUUUUUCAGUUCUUUGGGAUUUUGAGGGAUACAUCAAAUACUCUGCACUCUUUUAUGGCUACUACAACAACCAACGGACGAUUGGCUGGUUAAAAUACAGGCUACCGAUGGCAUAUUUCAUGGUUGGGAUCAGCAUAUUUGGCUACAGCCUGAUGGUUGUUAUAAGAUCAAUGGCACGCAACGCCAACGAGAGUACAGGAGAAGGGGAUGACGAAAAUUUCACUUUCAGCUGGAAAAUGUUCACUAGCUGGGACUACCUCAUUGGCAACCCAGAGACAGCAGACAACAAGUUUGCAUCAAUCACCACCAGCUUCAAGGAAUCUAUUGUGGACGAGCAAGAAAGCAACAAGGAUGAGAACAUCCACCUGAGAAGGUUCCUGCGGGUGCUGGCAAAUGUGCUCAUCAUAUGCUGCUUGUGUGGCAGCGGUUACCUCAUUUACUUCGUGGUGAAACGCUCUCAGACUUUUUCCAAAAUGCAGAACAUUGGGUGGUAUGAAAGAAAUGAGGUUGAAAUUGUAAUGUCCUUGCUGGGUAUGUUUUGUCCUCCACUGUUUGAAACCAUCGCAGCACUAGAAAAUUACCAUCCCCGCAUAGGGCUGAAAUGGCAGCUGGGACGGAUCUUUGCGCUCUUCCUUGGGAAUCUCUACACAUUUUUAUUGGCCUUGAUGGAUGAUGUCAAUGAAAAACUGGCUGAAGAGGACGUCUUAAGGAACAUCACACACUGGACGCUGCUUAACCACUACAAUUCUUCCGUGGGGAAUGGCAGCACCGCCACACCGCCUCCCCUUGAUCCUGCAGACGUGCCCAGGGGACCUUGCUGGGAGACAACUGUCGGCAUUGAGUUUGUAAGACUCACUGUGUCCGAUAUCCUAGUGACAUACGUAACCAUCCUGGUGGGAGAUUUCAUCCGUGCUUGCUUCGUCAGAUUUGUGAAUUACUGCUGGUGCUGGGACCUAGAGGCUGGAUUUCCCUCCUAUGCUGAAUUUGACAUCAGUGGCAAUGUUCUGGGUUUGGUCUUCAACCAAGGAAUGAUUUGGAUGGGAACCUUUUAUGCACCAGGGCUUGUGGGUAUAAACGUGCUGCGCUUAUUAACCUCCAUGUAUUUUCAGUGCUGGGCUGUCAUGAGUAGCAAUGUCCCUCACGAGCGAGUAUUUAAAGCAUCCAAGUCUAAUAAUUUUUACAUGGGACUUUUGUUGUUGAUCCUGUUCCUCAGUCUCCUGCCUGUAGCCUACACCAUCAUGUCCCUGCCUCCUUCCUUUGACUGUGGACCAUUCAGUGGAAAGAAAAGGAUGUAUGAAGUCAUUCAAGAGACCAUCGAACUUGAUUUCCCACUUUUUGUUGCCAAGAUCUUCAGCUAUGUGGCAAAUCCAGGACUGAUCAUACCUGCAGUUCUGCUUAUGGUCCUUGCGAUUUACUACCUAAAUGCUGUGUCUGAAGCAUACCAGCGCGCCAAUGCAGAGCUGAAGAAGAAAAUGCAAAUGCUCCGUGAAGAGGAGAAAAACAAGAGAAACAACAAAGCCACCACAAAUUCUGCAAUGCAAGAUCUGGAGGACUUAUUUAAACCAAGUAUGAAGAGUGAAAGUCACCCCAAACAUGUGGAAGACAAGAAAACAGAGCCUCCUAAUAAAACCAGCCCUGUCGGAAAACAAGGAAAAGCAGCAGCUGAGGAUGGCAGCCCCAUAAACAGCAGGAGAGGAGCAGUGCUCACCCCACCACUGCGCAUGCUCGUGACACAGCCACCGACACCUGGUAUCAGGGCACCUUACCCUGGCCAGCCCAGGCCAGGGGCUUACCCAGAGGGACCAGUACCUUGGAGGGGGAGAGGACAGCCACGCUACCCACAUGCUGCUCCAUAA
Messenger RNA from Dromaius novaehollandiae (emu), 2793 nucleotides. It is a transcript of the gene TMC2, whose product is annotated as transmembrane channel like 2. NCBI's taxonomy places the organism in Eukaryota, Metazoa, Chordata, Aves, Casuariiformes, Dromaiidae. The transcript has 20 exons. Bases 1 to 2793 code for a protein of 930 amino acids. Gene Ontology annotation, cellular component: plasma membrane. Gene Ontology annotation, biological process: detection of mechanical stimulus involved in sensory perception of sound; vestibular reflex. Gene Ontology annotation, molecular function: mechanosensitive monoatomic ion channel activity; voltage-gated calcium channel activity. The record is from RefSeq and is a predicted model, not a curated record.